This is a messenger RNA of Nymphalis io (European peacock), 3081 nucleotides long. RefSeq names its product actin-related protein 2 (gene Arp2). The coding region runs from base 98 to 1297 and encodes 399 amino acids. Gene Ontology annotation, molecular function: actin filament binding. Gene Ontology annotation, cellular component: Arp2/3 protein complex; actin cortical patch. The transcript is spliced from 11 exons. NCBI's taxonomy places the organism in Eukaryota, Metazoa, Arthropoda, Insecta, Lepidoptera, Nymphalidae. Gene Ontology annotation, biological process: Arp2/3 complex-mediated actin nucleation. The record is from RefSeq and is a predicted model, not a curated record.
ACGUUUGUUAAACGUCCUGUGUUCCGUGGGGUGUAGCAUUUGAUUAUUUUAUUGAAAAAACAAUAUUAAUUAAAUAAUUUAAUAAUAUACUUUAAAAAUGGAUGACCAAGGAAGGAAAGUUAUCGUUUGUGAUAACGGCACAGGCUUUGUUAAGUGUGGAUAUGCCGGUAGUAACUUCCCAGCAUUUAUAUUCCCAUCGAUGGUCGGCAGACCGAUUAUAAGAGCUGAAAAUAAAAUCGGCGACAUUGAUGUCAAGGUAUAUUAUUUUCAGGAUUUAAUGGUUGGCGAUGAAGCGUCACAGUUACGAUCUAUGCUUGAAGUCAGCUAUCCUAUGGAGAAUGGCGUGGUGCGGAACUGGGAGGACAUGUGUCACGUUUGGGACUACACGUUCGGGUCGAGCAAGAUGAACAUCGAUCCCAAGGAAACUAAGAUACUGCUGACGGAACCGCCCAUGAACCCUACCAAGAAUAGAGAGAAGAUGAUCGAGGUCAUGUUCGAAAAAUACGGUUUCGACAGCGCCUAUAUCGCUAUACAGGCUGUUCUAACGCUCUACGCACAGGGUCUUAUAUCGGGAGUUGUUGUAGAUUCGGGUGACGGUGUUACUCAUAUCUGUCCGGUUUACGAGGAGUUCGCACUCCCUCACCUCACGAGGAGGCUCGACAUUGCGGGUAGAGAUAUCACACGGUAUCUUAUAAAGUUGCUCCUCCUCCGCGGUUACGCGUUCAACCACUCGGCGGACUUCGAGACGGUCCGUAUGAUGAAGGAGAAGCUCUGCUACAUCGGGUACAACGUGGAACAGGAGCAGAGGUUGGCUUGGGAGACGACGGUGCUCGUUGAACCUUAUGUGCUACCGGACGGCCGAGUGAUCAAGGUGGGGGGUGAGCGGUUCGAGGCGCCCGAGGCGUUGUUCCAGCCGCAUCUCAUCAACGUGGAGGGGCAGGGCAUCGCGGAGCUCGUCUUCAACACUAUACAGGCGGCCGAUAUCGACAUGCGCAACGAGCUGUACAAGCACAUCGUGCUGUCGGGGGGCUCCACCAUGUACCCCGGCCUGCCGUCGCGCCUGGAGCGCGAGAUCAAGCAGCUCUACCUCGAGCGAGUGCUCCGGAACGACUCCGACAAGCUCGCCAAAUUCAAGAUCCGCAUAGAGGAUCCCCCGCGACGCAAGGACAUGGUGUUCAUCGGAGGUGCCGUCCUGGCCGAGGUCUGCAAGAACCGGGACAACUUCUGGCUCACGAGGCAGGAGUACCAGGAACAGGGUAUAUCCUGUCUCCGGAAACUGGGCCCUCGAGCGAGUUAAUACAAACAGUAUUAUAUAUAUUGUAAUCUACUUAAGGUCAUUUCCAAUAGUUAUCAUAGUUGUUUUUAUACUUAAUGAGAUUUAAUUAAUAGAUACAUUAAUUUAAUCGACUAUUUGCGGUUUAAAGUGUUUAAUAUGAAAUAAAAAAGCUCUCAAUGUAAAAAUUGUUUUGUCAACGUCAAUAUAUAGAAAACAAUGUGUAAAUAUUGCGAAGACGAAAUAGUGUACAGACAAGGUUUGAAGUUCAUUAAAAUACAUAUAUGAAUAUAAAACUAAUUUCAAUGACAGGAGUACACGAUGACGUCGUCUGACGCUCGAAAUUAUACGCUGACGUCAUCUGACGCUACAAUUAAAAAUAUAAUAAACAAUUGUUUGUAUUGUACGAUAUAGAGGUAUUAACGAAUCGGGGAAUAAGUAACUCUAAGGUUUGUUUAAUAUUUACUGCUGUCAUUGGAAUAGACUUAAUAAUUGUAUGAUUGAGAGCUGUAAAGUUCAUGGAUUUUAACUAUACGUAAAACCGAUUGGUGUUAAAACGAUAUCUGAUCCCUAUAUGAGCUUUAUAAAAGGCUGAAUAUGCACAAUAUUGCGAUCAAUUUCUCUAUUUCUGUGUUACAGUUGGAACUGUUUUUGGGUCAUUAUAACUUUUGACUGACAAUUAACUGGACUAAAUGUAUUAAGUUAAUUUAUUUCUAUAUUUAACGAAUCGUUAUUUCGUAUCGGUAAUCGUGUUUGAGUUACGAGCCGUUAAAGUCGUUCAUACAUCAAAUAAAGGCGAUUUACGAAACUUUUUUUUAUCGGACCCUUUUGAAAUACGUUUGGUACACAAUUCGACCAUACUAAAGGAAAAUAAAUCGUUUAUUCAUAUAUCUUAUUUAAAUAUCGCUGGAUUAUUUCGUUAAACUUAUAUAUACAUAUAUAUAUUAUAUUGAAAUUCUGUAUGUUAUGUCUAUAUAAAUAUAUAUGUUUAUGUCACAUACAUUUAUGUGACAUUAACAUAUAAUAAAAAAAAUAUUUAUAAUCUGAGAAACACACGUAACAUUGUAUAUCGAUGAUAACUAGAUUAGUAUCUCGACAGCGUGUUUAAGUAUAGCGAAUGUACUUUGCUAAUAUAUUUAGUAGUAUAUAUGUUAGCUUUGGGCAAGCUCGUCUGGGUAGGUACCACCCACUCAUCAGAUAUUUCACCGCAAAACAGCAGUACUCGGUAUUUUUUAUGUUCCGGUUUGAAGGGUGAGUGAGCCAGUGUAAUUACAGGCACAAGGGACAUACAUCUUAGUUCCCAAGGUUGGUGGCGCAUUGGCUAUGUAAGCGAUGGUUGUCAUUUCUUACAAUGCCAAUGUCUAUGGGCGUUGGUGACGACUUACCAUCAGGUGGUCCAUAUGCUCGUCCGCCUUCCUAUUCUAUAAAAAAAACACAAACUACAAUACAUACAGAUGGAUAGAAGUCAAGGUUAUAGAAAAAACUAACUUAACAUAUGUCAGUCAAAAGUAUUUUUUAAAUUAUGUCAGUCAUAUAUAUUUUGACCUGAAUAGAGUUCUUGCUGUAACAUAUAAAUUACCUCUAAAGUAAAUAGCCAAGGAAAUCCCUUAGAAUUUGACCGGAAGUUGAUAUAAUUAUAAUGUAUUUAAAAAUGUCUUGCGUUAUUAAAAUAAUAUUAAACAUAAAACUUAUCGAAAUUGAAGUUCUAAGACUGUUUUAAUUUGCAUUUAAAGUAUUCUUUUAUCAUUAAUAAAUUUUAUACAAUCAUAUAUGAAGACUAUGCAUUCUAAUAAAGGCGAUAUAUUAUU